GGAGAGGGAGGUGUGUCUGGCCGUGUGGGGGCGGUAUUGCGCAUGCUCAGUGCUGUACAUAGUGAUGCAGGUGAGUUACUACACAAUAGGUACAGAGUACAGGAGUGUGUUAGUGUCUCCUCACCGCACACGGGUGUAUUAGUGAGCGUCAUGUGGAGGAGCGGGAUGGUCGUGUGUUGGUGGAUGUGUGUGGAGGUGUGUGAGGGUGGAGGCCUGGUGGAUGCAGUGAGUGAGCGGAGAGCGGAGGUCAGUCACCGGAGAGACAGCGCCAACCUGCUGACUGCUGCAGUGCUGCUGAGUCUCACUAUCAUCACCGUGUGGAGCUUCAAACACAGGAGACUCAUGUUUCUGCAUGAGACCGGACUCGCUAUGAUCUACGGUCAGAUAUCUUCUUCAUCAUCAGCAUCAUCAUCAUCAUCAUCAUCAUCAUCAUCAUCAUCAUCACCAUACGACAUUAUCUCUAGAGGAACCUUCGGGAGAGACAUGGUGUGUUUCAGAGAGGGAUGAUGCUAGAACCCUGACUGAGACCCAGAACCCUGACUGAUACAGUAACAUUACAGACUGAUGAUGAGGAUGAUGAUGAGGAUGAUGAUGAGGAUGAAUGAUGUUGUAUCAGUGAUGUAUAUCAGCAGUCUGAGCUCCAAACGCAGAUUUAUUUGAAAUUUAUUAACACAAAUAAUAAAAUUAUAAUUACAUAAAUAAGUGUGUGUGUGUGUGUGUGUGUGUGUGUGUGUGUGUGUGUGUGUCACUGCUGUGAGAAAAAAAAUCAGACUUAACUAACUUGUUGCUGCGUCAUGAUGGAUUAAUCACCACCUGUUCCUUCUACAUUCAGAGAAGAAAUACUGAUGAUCAUUAGUGGGUGUGGUUCUGCGCUAUGGUGUACACACUGAGCAGGAGGGCAGUAAUGUUACAGGUGUGUGUGUGUUGGAGUCGAGUCCCGUCUCUCUGGUGGUGAAUGUCAGCGGGCGCUUUUAUGAAUACACACUGAGGGGAGAAGUGAAUGAGGGAGACCACACCCCCAACAACGAGAUCCUCCGCCACUUUUGACCCAGAGGUGUUUUUUAACAUUUUACUGCCACCCAUCAUUUUUUAUGCUGGUUACAGCCUCAAACAGAAACACUUCUUUAGAAAUCUGGGCUCCAUCUUGUCCUAUGCUUUUGUUGGUACUCUGAUUGCUUCAUUUGUCACUGGGUUGGUGAUGUUUGGCUGUGUGGUGGUGAUGAGUAAACUCGGUCAGCUCGCUGGUGAUUUCUUCUUCACUGACUGUCUGUUCUUUGGAGCGAUCCUGUCAGCCACAGACCCUGUGACAGUUCUGGCCAUCUUUAAUGAGCUGAAGGUGGAUGUGGACCUUUAUGCACUGCUGUUUGGAGAGAGUGUGCUGAAUGACGCUGUGGCCAUUGUCCUCUCAUCUUCCAUUGUAGCAUAUCAGCCAUCUGGUCACUCAUUUGAAGGUGAGGCCAUGUUGGCGUCUCUCGGAUUGUUUCUCGGGGUCUUUAGUGGCUCCUUCCUGCUCGGUUCUGCUGCCGGAGUCCUGACUGCUCUGCUGACGAAGUUUACUCGGCUGAGGGAUUUCCCCUUGUUAGAGACGGCUUUGUUCUUCCUCAUGUCCUGGAGCACCUUCCUAUUGGCUGAGGCCUGCAGCAUCACCGGUGUGGUUGCUGUGCUAUUCUGUGGUAUCACUCAGGCUCAUUACACCUACAACAACCUGUCUACAGAGUCCAAAAAACGCACAAAGGAGUUGUUCGAGUUAUUGAACUUUCUGGCUGAGAAUUUUAUUUUCUCCUACAUGGGUGUGACUCUGUUCUCCUUUCAGCAUCACGUCUUCAACAUUGUUUUCAUCUCUGGUGCCUUUCUGGCCAUAUUUUUAGGAAGAGUUGCGAAUAUUUAUCCUCUUUCCUUCCUGCUCAAUCUGGGCCGAGCGAAUCCCAUCAGCUCUCGCUUCCAGCACGUCAUGAUGUUCGCAGGGCUGAGAGGAGCGAUGACCUUUGCCCUUUCGAUUCGGGACACAAGCACCUAUGCGAGGAAGAUGAUGUUCUCCACCACACUUAUCGUCGUCUUCCUCACGGUGUGGGUGUGUGGGGGCGGCACCACGCCCAUGCUCACCUUAAUGAACAUCAGAGUCGGUGUUGAGGAGGAUCAGGAGAACUUGGUGGAGGAGUGUGUGAGUGAUCGUGACUCUGCGUGGCCUUUCAGACUGUGGUACAAAUUUGACAACAAUUAUCUGAAGCCUCUGCUCACACACACUGAUCACCCGCUCACACACUCCUGCUGCAGCCCACUGGCACAGUGCCUCAACACUCAACACACUCGGCAGGAUGAUGAUUCAGAGUUGAUCCUCAAUAACAGCUCCAGAGUCCUGUAUAGUGAACUCUGUGACCUCAGUGACCACAGUGACCUCAGUGACCUCAGUGACCUCAGUGACCUCAGUGUCCCCUCUAUCUCGUCCAAUCAGGACAUGACUCACUCAUCCUGAUGAGCCCUAGACCUCUACACUUCCUCCUCCUCCAUCCUCAUGCAGUCAUUCAGAGCUGCUCAGAUACAGACUCUAACACUGUAAUACUGUCUCAGUGCACUUGUACACUAGCCCUAAGUAGUGCACACUCACAUCACAAUCACUCUUUCCCUUGUGGACAUAUAGGGCCCUAGAAAUGAUGUACCUUGUGUAGUGCACUCUGUAUCUGAUGAGUGAGCUUUAGAGGCAUCCAA
Tachysurus fulvidraco (yellow catfish) is the source of this 2706-nucleotide messenger RNA. It is a transcript of the gene slc9a6b, whose product is annotated as solute carrier family 9 member 6b. The record is from RefSeq and is a predicted model, not a curated record. Gene Ontology annotation, biological process: regulation of pH; proton transmembrane transport; sodium ion transport. The coding region runs from base 1001 to 2473 and encodes 490 amino acids. Gene Ontology annotation, cellular component: membrane; recycling endosome. The transcript is spliced from 17 exons. Gene Ontology annotation, molecular function: sodium:proton antiporter activity. NCBI's taxonomy places the organism in Eukaryota, Metazoa, Chordata, Actinopteri, Siluriformes, Bagridae.